This is a messenger RNA of Limanda limanda (common dab), 4004 nucleotides long. It is a transcript of the gene tom1l2a, whose product is annotated as TOM1-like protein 2. Gene Ontology annotation, biological process: signal transduction. Gene Ontology annotation, cellular component: endosome; membrane. The transcript has 16 exons. The record is from RefSeq and is a predicted model, not a curated record. Lineage: Eukaryota; Metazoa; Chordata; Actinopteri; Pleuronectiformes; Pleuronectidae. Gene Ontology annotation, molecular function: phosphatidylinositol binding; ubiquitin binding; clathrin binding. Bases 1 to 1620 code for a protein of 539 amino acids.
AUGGAGUUUCUACUCGGGAACCCGUUCAGCACUCCCGUGGGUCAGUGUGUAGAGAGGGCCACAGAUGGAGGCCUGCAGAACGAGGACUGGACCCUCAACAUGGAAAUCUGUGAUAUCAUAAAUGAGACAGAAGAAGGGCCAAAAGAUUCCAUGCGGGCACUGAAGAAGAGACUCAGCGGCAACAAGAACUACAGAGAAGUGAUGCUGGCGCUAACGGUAUUGGAAACAUGUGUGAAGAAUUGCGGCCACAGGUUUCAUGCCCAGGUCGCAAACAGAGAUUUCAUCGAUGGCACUUUGGUCAAAAUCAUCUCUCCCAAAACCAAUCCUCCAACGAUCGUACAAGACAAAGUGCUGUCGCUCAUACAGGCCUGGGCUGAUGCCUUCAGGAGUAGCCCUGAUCUUACUGGGGUGGUUCAUAUUUAUGAGGAGCUGAAGAGGAAAGGCAUUGAAUUCCCAAUGGCAGACCUGGACGCAUUGUCUCCAAUUCACACGCCACAGAGGGGUACCCCUGAGGUGGACCCAGCAAUGAUCAAGUACCUAGCCCCUACACCCCCUGCUGCCGCGGCUCCGAAACCUGCCCCGACCCCUGUUCCUGCCCCACAGGUCUCCAACGUGGCCGGUCCCAUCACAGCAACAGCUGAACAGAUUGCCCGGCUGCGCAGUGAGUUGGAUGUAGUGAGAGGAAACAUCAAAGUCAUGUCAGAGAUGCUAACAGAGAUGGUUCCCGGCCAGGAAGGUGCCUCUGACCUGGAGCUGCUGCAGGAGCUGAACAGGACGUGCAGGGCCAUGCAGCAGAGGGUGGUCGAGCUGAUUUCACGUGUCUCUAAUGAGGAAGUGACCGAGGACCUCCUCCACGUCAACGACGACCUCAACAAUAUUUUCCUCCGCUAUGAGAGGUAUGAGAGAUACAGAUCGGGUAGAGCCGCACAGAACAACGGGAUGUUGAAUGAGGCCACAGAGGACAACCUGAUAGACCUGGGCCCAGGCUCCCCUGCUGUGGUCACGCCCAGGAACACAUCCAGCCCUCCACCGCGCUCCACUGCAGGGGCCACUGCCUCCCCAUCCCAUAACCCCACUACAGCAUCGCUCUCCACCACACUAGCUGGCCUAGAUGUAGGUUCGGACAGCGUGAGUGGGACCCUGUCGUCUCUACCAAGCCACAACCGGGAUGACUUUGACAUGUUCGCCCAGACCAGGAGUAGCUCUCUGGCUGAACAGCGCAAGAAUGUAAAGUAUGAGGACCCGCAGGCUCUGGGUGGCCUGGCCUCAGCUUUGGAUGUGAGACAGCAGAACGCAGGAGGGCUGAGGGUAAAAGGGGAUGAUAACCCAGCAGAUCAGGAGCUGCCCAUAGACAGCUGGCUUAUUACCCAAGGAAUGAUCCCUGUAUCGCAGUCCUCUGUCAUGGAUGACAUAGAGGAGUGGCUCUGUGCUGACGUGAAAGGGGAUGCCACUGAGGAAGGGGUGACCAGCGAAGAGUUUGAUAAGUUCCUGGAGGAGCGAGCGAAGUCUACAGACACCGCUGCAUCUCCCACGGGAGCUAACCCUGCUCACCCAGCCCGAGCCCCUGCUGGCUCCCACAAGAAGGCUGAACGGACGGAAGACGCCCUGUUUGCCUUGUAGACUGUUCUCAGAGAACCUUGAAGUCUCUCCAGGGCACCUAAAGGUUCUCGACCCAGAUGGUUCCCCGACCAGACGGCCCCUCCAGUCCCAUUUCACAGCUGACUGGCAGUGUUGUUGCAAGAUCUCUGCUCUGCUUUGUCAUUCUCAUGCCACAGUGUUGCUCUAACAUACAUUACUGCACUACUCUGUUGCGUUUAACUAUAAAUGCAUGUAUUAAUCUGUCAGUGUGGGAUGUAUAGUCCCAGACGAGCAAAUUUGUCCGAUGUGGUUUUAAAAAGAGGUAAAUUACUGCGAGACGAAUCACUGCAGGUCCAUGCAUUUGAGUCAGUGUGGAGGCAUACAGUUAUGACAAUAUUGUGAUGUGUUACUACAUUCAGCUAAUUUAUGCAUUUAUAGUUCUAAUGGUUUGUUCUGUACUCUGUACUUGCGCUGUUGUUAUUAAGCGUUUUAGUCUUUUCAACAUGAAAUGUGUGCAGAAUGGCAACGCGUGUUAUUACCCAGUUUGCCUGAGGCAAUGUAGAGAAAAUAGCUAGCAGGCAAAUUCCGCUACCUGUGAGUAUAAUAGUUAAAUCACAGCUAAUCGCGAUGGGUGUAUGCCAGUUUAACCAAAGGGAAUUAAAAAAAACAAAACAGCAGUAGUUAAGAUUCUCUGCCAUGUAUUUCAAAUAGCUAAGGGGAAGGAACAUGCCCAUAGUUUUUUUAUUGUCCUAUGAAAAGACCACAACAAAUCAACAAAGACAAAUAUGAUAUGGAACACUUGUAGCCAUUCCAAAGACGAUGAAGGCUUUAAUGACCAACUAGCACUUACUGUUGCCUGUCGAACAAUAAUCACAUCCGGGCAUAAUAAAUGUUAAGGGAUCAUGAACAUUUUCCUUCCCCUGCUAUGAUUCAUGUCUGUGCACUUUGAAGCAAAAACAAAUCCGUAUUUUGUCCUUUGUGUUUACAAGAUGGUUACUAUUUUUCUAGGGGAGGGGGAAAUGGUCUGUAGAUUGACUCCGUUUUGCACAACAUAACUUUUUUAACUGUGUAACUGCAGCUCUUGUACCCACAGAAGUGGAGAGAUUGACUGUCAACCUUAUGAUUGCAAAACCUUAGAGUAUUAGGAAUUGCAUAAAGAUGCGAGACAAAAAAACCUGUGCGCAGACAUCAUACCUGAACAAAAAACUCAAAAGUGUAGCUUACAAUAAUACGCGGAUGUAAAGGAUGUAUUCAAAUAAGUAGAUCUUCACUGACCCUACACUAUGUAAUCUAUACACCUCAAAAUACAGGAAUUCUUUGUUUCUGUAUCUGGUUGAAAAUGUAUCGGCUCAUUAAAUCCAGACGUCAGAGAGAUUUAUCAAUUAUUUGAUCCCCUGAUUGUAUUUUUAUAGAUCAUUUAAGACAACAACAAAAAAUUGUUUCUGCCAUUUGAUCUUUUGUGGUUCGGGCUGAAACAUGCAGCAAACAAGCACUUGUAUGAUUAUGGCCAUCAAAGACAUAUUCUCACGCUCAGUGUAUUUUCAUUCCGGUGUGACUCAUCUGCUGUUGUUGGAGCAGCUGCCAAGGAUUUGUGUGAUUGACUGAUUUCAGCAAAGUAGCUCUGACUUGAGUUUCCCUUUGGUGUACUUAUCACACUUUGAGGCAAAAAAACAAUCCCAUCUUCCAGCUCUUUUGCUGAUGCUCGUUUUUGUUUUAACAUUUUUUGUUCUCCUUCAGUCCAUUUAAGACCAAACGCCUUGUCAAUCAGAGGCAGUCCAAUUAAAAAAUCUUCUAAAUAGUGAAAGUCUAAUUAAACUUUCCUCUUAUCCGUUGUCAGUAUUGUCCUCCCGCUGGGGGAGAAAUAUUCAUGAAUUAUUUUGUGUACGUAAUCAUAACGACUAAAUAUUUUAUUACGUAUCAGUUGAGAAGAAAAUAAAGAUUAAUGAGCUUUAACUGUCUUAAAUGCAGCAAGAUCACAUGUAGGUCCAAUAUGGUUGCCAGGUAACUGAGAUGAUAGCGUUAAAACGGCAAUCAAGCAUUGUGUCGUCUUUGAAAACAGUCGCUAAAAAUUUAACAGGAGAUCCUUUAAAAGGGAACUUUUCUCUGUGUUUGUGUGUUUGUGUAUCUCUGGACCUGUAACAGAGUGUUUUGUGUUACUUGCUUUUAUGAAGCUUACGUCCUUACGGCAACAUGUAUUCCUCUCAACAUGGUAACUGAAUGUCUUUUUAAUACUGGCGAGACGGAGCAUUUAGUGGAUAUACGUUGUGGACGCGGCGGAGAGAGGGGGGGGGCUUGACUUCUAACCGUGGGGCUCCCGUGUCUGUUUGGCUGUGCCGCCUGCCGCCAUUACUGAUGGUCAGAUUUCUGUUUGACCUAAUGCACGUGUAUAACUGCCCAAUAAAAACACUAGCAAUGUGUGACCUCUA